This is a messenger RNA of Arachis ipaensis, 702 nucleotides long. The record is from RefSeq and is a predicted model, not a curated record. NCBI's taxonomy places the organism in Eukaryota, Viridiplantae, Streptophyta, Magnoliopsida, Fabales, Fabaceae.
ACCCAAGUGCAACCAACCAAUCACCCUCAAUAAAAAACACUUGUUUUCUUUUCAUUCUCUAUCAAGUCUCAAUCACUCAUCAUCAUGGCCAGCAUUAGGGUUACAUGCGUUGUUCUUAUGGUGUGCAUGGCAUUGUUGAGUGCACCGAUGGUCCACGGUGCCAUCUCAUGUGGCACCGUGACCGUUUCCUUGGCACCUUGCCUCGCAUACCUGCAGCGCGGGGGAGCCCCGCCACUGGCAUGUUGCCAAGGGGUCAAGAAUGUCCUUGCCGGUGCCAGGACUCCCGCCGACCGCAAGACCGUGUGCACUUGCCUUAAAACAUCGGCCGGUCAAGUCCCCGGCAUUAAUCUUGCCAAUGCUGGCUCACUCCCUUCCAAAUGUGGUGUUAACAUCCCAUACAAGAUUAGCCCCUCCACCAACUGCAAUACCAUCAAGUUCUGAAGAAUAAUGGAUGUGGUGGAAGAGAAAGAGGACAACAUACAUAGCCAGUUUCUAGUAGCUUUAGUUUUCAGAUAUUUAAUAAGAAUAAAGGAACGCAAGAAGUGUAUCACUUAUGAGAGUAUACUCUUGUGUUUCCCUUAGUUUCAUGACACUUGGCUCUAGUUAUUAUCUCUGUGUGUGUGUAUCUCAGUUGGUUGUUGAAUACUUGAAUGUAUUAAUAACCUAUAUAAGUAUAUAUUAAUUCCACUUUGAUUACUUUGC